Lepus europaeus (European hare) is the source of this 1074-nucleotide messenger RNA. RefSeq names its product cyclin P (gene CCNP). The record is from RefSeq and is a predicted model, not a curated record. NCBI's taxonomy places the organism in Eukaryota, Metazoa, Chordata, Mammalia, Lagomorpha, Leporidae. Gene Ontology annotation, cellular component: cytoplasm; cyclin-dependent protein kinase holoenzyme complex; centrosome. Bases 1 to 1074 code for a protein of 357 amino acids. Gene Ontology annotation, biological process: mitotic cell cycle phase transition; regulation of cyclin-dependent protein serine/threonine kinase activity. The transcript has 8 exons. Gene Ontology annotation, molecular function: cyclin-dependent protein serine/threonine kinase regulator activity.
AUGGGGCAACAGCCUGCCCUGGAGUUCAGUGCUCGGGUAGACCAGAGCCAGCCCCUUCAUUCCUCAGUGUCUGUCCUGCACCAGCCACAAGGCGGGCCCGUGGCUCAGGUGUCAGGACCAGGGAGAGGCCAGGGUCCCAAAAGCGAGAGUCCCUGUGCCUCCCUUGAUCCAGAGCCCCGGGGUGGUCCCACCCCCGCGGGCACGCGGGUCUCCCCAGGACGCCCGGAGAAACCGACGGAGCCGUGCGCGCCGCCGGGGCUGGAGGAGGCGCUGAGCGCGCUGGGGCUGCAGGGAGAGCGCGAGUACGCCGGGGACAUCUUCGCCGAGGUCAUGGUGUGCCGUGCGCUGCCCCGGAGGGCCCUGCCCCGCCCUGUGACCCCGGAGAUGCGCGCGCUGGUGGUGGACUGGCUGGUCCAGGUGCACGAGUACCUGGGCCUGGCGGGGGACACGCUCUACCUGGCCGUGCACCUGCUGGAUUCCUACCUGCGCGCCGGCCGAGUGCGCCUCCACCGCCUGCAGCUGCUGGGCGUGGCCUGCCUGUUUGUGGCGUGCAAAAUGGAAGAGUGCGUGCUUCCGGAGCCGGAGUUCCUCUGCCUCCUGGGCGCCUGGUCCUUCUCGCGGGCGGAGCUGCUGCGCGCCGAGCGCCGCAUCCUGAGCCGCCUGGACUUCCGGCUGCAUCACCCGGGCCCGCUGCUGUGCCUCGGGCUGCUGGCCGCGCUGGCCGGGAGCAGCGCCCAGGUGACGCGGCUGGCUACCUACUUCCUGGAGCUGUCCCUGCUGGAGGCUGAGGCCGCGGGAUGGGAGCCGGGCCGCCGCGCAGCUGCGGCUCUGAGCCUGGCGCACCGCGUGGUGGACGGGGCGGGCUCCAGGCCCGAGCCGGCGCUUUACAGCCCUGCCGAGCUGGACGCCCUGGAGCCGUGCAUGGCCCGCGCCGCGCUCCGAGGCCCCGCGCCCGGCCGCGCCGCCGUCUUCCUGAAGUACGCGCGGCCCCAGCGCCAGGGCACCAGCCUCGCCGCCGCGCGCCUGCUCCGCCGCCUGCAACCUGGGCGCCCGCAGAGCGCCGGAACCCAGUAA